Molecule: messenger RNA, 1061 nt
Organism: Coturnix japonica (Japanese quail)
Lineage: Eukaryota; Metazoa; Chordata; Aves; Galliformes; Phasianidae
Gene: BORCS8
Product: BLOC-1 related complex subunit 8
Cellular component (GO): BORC complex
Source: RefSeq, a predicted model, not a curated record
GCGGUGUUCCCGGUCGGGGCGGAACUGGUAAGGGAAUCACCGGAAGCGGAAGUGGGAGCUGUGAGGGGAGAGGGAUGGAGGAGCCCGAGAUGCAGCUGAAGUUACAGACAAAUUCACAGAGAGCAUGUAUGUGCUGGCCAACGAGCCCUCUGUGGCCCUGUACCGGCUCCAGGAGCACGUCCGGAGAUCACUUCCAGAGCUCGCUCAGCACAAGCUGGAACAACAGUGGAUGUAGCUGCUGGUGGUGUCUCCUCCAGCCUCAUCAGCCCCCACAUUCAUUCUUCCAAGGCUGCAGUGCCAUGUUUGGGAGCGUGCUCUCCUCCCUGCAGUCCGACAUGCAGACCUGGGAGGAGCAGAGCCAAGGAGCCAUCUACACUGUGGAGUAUGCCUGCAGUGCCAUAAAGAGCAUGACCGACAGCAGCGUGUACUUCAAGAGCAUUGACAGUCUGCUCAAGCAUGCCAUUGCCAUGAAGGAUCAGCUGAACGCCGCUCAGGGCCGCAGCGCUGUUGCCCCACAAGCCAAAAAUCCUCCAGGUAGUUCCUGAUUUCAGACAAGACUGGCUGUCCUCUGCCUUCUCUGGCCCAGCUCCAUGUUCUCCGACCACGUGGAGGAAUAAGAAACCUGCUAAGUCCAUGAAGCUGCACAGAGGCCUGCGCCUGCCUCGGUUCCCAGUAACAAGGUGCUGCACUGGGGCAGGAAAACCCUGCCACUGGGGUCAGGAUUGCCUUUGGGGGGUGCUUUGGGGUGCAGUCAUAUCCCUUUCCACAGUGGGAAGGCAAACAGGGUUGUUCUGCAUUUGUCCUUUCCAGUUCUUUUUGAUGGUGGACUGCUAGGAGAUGUUUUUCCUCUCUAAUCUUUGGCCACAGAAAUAUCUCAAGAAAACUAGGUCUUGCUUUCAGUAUUUUGUAGAUGGUUGUGUCCAGACUGAAUGUAGGCACACUUCAGCCUUGUUAAGGGGGUGUUCUGCAAGGAGAGCUUUUCAUAUGUGUGCCAAAGAGUCGCUGAGUUUGGUCUUAGUGAGAACAAUAAUAAAAAGGGAAAACAAGUUUGUUCUGUCUCA